This is a messenger RNA of Penicillium canescens, 609 nucleotides long. RefSeq names its product RTA1 domain-containing protein. The record is from RefSeq and is a predicted model, not a curated record. NCBI's taxonomy places the organism in Eukaryota, Fungi, Ascomycota, Eurotiomycetes, Eurotiales, Aspergillaceae. The transcript has a single exon. Gene Ontology annotation, cellular component: membrane. Bases 1 to 609 code for a protein of 202 amino acids.
AUGGGACCAUAUAUCCUCUCGAACAUCUUCAUCCUCCUCGGACCAACCCUCUUCGCCGCAACAAUCUACAUGACUCUUGGUCGGCUCAUCCGCCGAGUCCAAGGCGAACAUCUUUCGGUAAUCCGCGUAUCUCGUCUCACUAAAACAUUCGUCUGGGGAGACGUGCUAUCCUUCGUCGUUCAAGGCAAUUCCUCGGGGUUGUCUGUACUGGGAUAUCCCCAGUGGGGCAAGGUGCUUGUGAUUGUCGGCUUGGCAAUUCAAUUGAUCUCAUUCUCUUUUUUCUGGGUGACGGCCAUUGUCUUUGCUAGACGGCUUCGUCGAUCACCGACAUCUGAGUGUCUCAAGCCUGGAGUUCCUUGGCGAAGUUCUUUGCAUAUGCUGUAUGCUGUCAGUGCUUUGAUUUUGAUUCGAUCUGUCUUUCGUAUUAUUGAAUAUGUCAUGGGUAAUGAUGGGUAUCCUCUUCUUCAUGAGUGGACGCUUUAUAUCUUUGACAGUGUGCCCAUGGCGGCUGUUAUGGUUAUCUUUUUCAUUUGGUAUCCUGAUCAGUUGAGUCUGGACAUGAUUCCUGACAGAGGUAUACCGCUUGCACACAGCUAUACCACGGUUUGA